ACGAUGCAGUUCCAGCCCGACUCGGUGAGCCGCGCAGUCCGCCUCCGACGCUGGUGAUGCCCGCCGUGCGAGGAUCACCGCCCAGCAGCAACAGCAGCAAGAGGAGGAACAGGAGGAGGAGGAGGAGGUCGGGAUAACAAGGGCGUCAGGGGCCGAUGAUGUCGUUGGGAAGGUCGGGAUCAUGGCAAACGGAACCGGUACUAUCAUGUUAAAAUGCGUCGUGGUCGGAGGCGGUGCGGUGGGUAAAACGUGUCUGCUGAUGAGCUAUGCCAAUGACGCCUUUCCAGAGGAGUAUGUACCCACGGUCUUUGAUCAUUAUGCAGUGAGCGUCAACGUCGGAGGAAAGCAGUACUUGUUGGGACUGUAUGACACAGCUGGUCAGAGAGGAGUUGUAUCUGGGCCCCAGUCAGCCCGGUAGCUCUUACAAAUAUGGUCCCGUCAGUAACGGCACCGUGGGCCGCAGACCCACCCUUAUUGAACCGGAGCGUCUGAAGGACUUUGGUGUGGAAGAACUUCUCAACGGUGAUGUGAAAGUCCACGAAACCAAAGUAGUGAUGGCUCCUGAGGUUGUCCUCAUGGACCCCCCCAAAACCAGGCGAGUCAGCGAGUUCAGGAUGAUCCCGAGACCUCCUGCCCAGUACCUCCGCUUCGAGGACAUCAGCGCGGCAGCCUUCAGGAUCCAGUCAGGGAUGCAGAAGACGCCUUGCACGUACUCCAGAUUGUCCAAACAGUACGGGAUGGAGAUCUACCUGAAGAAGGAGCACCUGCACUACACCGGCUCUGUGAAAGAGAG
Molecule: messenger RNA, 793 nt
Organism: Oreochromis aureus
Lineage: Eukaryota; Metazoa; Chordata; Actinopteri; Cichliformes; Cichlidae
Product: rho-related GTP-binding protein RhoQ-like
Exons: 4
Coding region: 182-418 (78 amino acids)
Biological process (GO): small GTPase-mediated signal transduction; cortical actin cytoskeleton organization
Molecular function (GO): GTP binding; GTPase activity
Source: RefSeq, a predicted model, not a curated record